UUUCUAUGACUUAAAAUUUUCAGAAUAGAAAAUUACGAGUACAAGCUGCACCUUUGAAAACCAUUGACGAUAUGGCUGGUGAACCUGAAAUUAUUACUUGGAGCUGUUGGCUUCGAACAGUUGUCGCCGGAAUCACAGCGUUGUUUCUUUUAGCUUUUGCGGGUAUGAACAACGGAGCGUCAAAUCUUCUGUUAUCUCAGCUGACAAAAAAGGACUCCUUGAUCCCUAUCUCUCAAGACCAAGAAUCUUGGGUAGCGAGCCUUGGACUUUUGGCUGCGCCAAUUGCUCCAAUUCUGAUUGGUCCAUUUAUUGACUUUUUUGGGCGUAAAAAAGGAGUCCUGGUUUUUUAUCUCAUCAUGGGUAUCGGGUGGGCAGUCAUUGGCAGCGCUAAAAAUGUGACCCAACUCUACAUAGGUCGCAUGAUUUGCUCUUUCGGUGAAGGUUUUGAGGCAUGUGCAGUAGUCUACCUGGCAGAGAUCUGCGCAACAGAGCAGCGUAGUAUCGUACUUGCCUGGCUGAGAGCACUAUUCUCCGCAGGAGUUCUCUUUGUAGACGUCAUCAACACCUGCGUGUCAUGGCCUGUAGCCUGCCUCGGAUUCAGUCUGGCCGCCUUCGCGUUCGCAAUAGCCGAGUUGUUUGUACCGGAGUCUCCAGCGUGGCUCUUUCGCCAAGGCGAGGAAGAGGCGGCCGUAAAAAAUCUCCAGAGGCUUGGAAGAAGUCAAGCCGGGGUUCAUCUGGAGAUCGAGACUCUCAGGCAACGCGAGAGUAGCACCGAAUCACUCUCCUGGCGAACCUUUCUGAAGCCGACAGUUUGGAAACCUUUCGUCAUUCUUGCUGUUUUUCACGUGUUACAGCUCUCAACCGGCUGCGACGUUAUUAUUUUUUACCAGGUGGAUUUCCUAGCGAGUCUAGGCACGACCUACGACCCUGUGUCAGUCUCUGUGGCCUUAUCAACAGUCAGAUUCCUCUCAAACAUAACUGUCGGCGUCUACACCAAUUCGAUUUCCCGGAAAAUAUCAACUGCAAUUUCCGGUUUCUGCAUGGCGGUGCCCCUCGCCGGAGCGGUAAUAUACGAGUACCAUUACCGGUCCGUACCGGUGCUCGACAGGCCCGUCCAAUGGCUGCUUCUCACUUUCAUCUUCGCUUACCUAGUAGCGGCCGAACUCGCUGUUAACUGUCUGCCCGGGACUAUGGUAGGAGAGUUGUUCCCACUCAGCGUCAGGGGUACCAUGAGUGGGGCAACACAUUUUGCUGCGCAUUGCUCUUAUUUUGCGUACGUUAAGUUUUACUUUGCGUGCCUGAGGGUUUUGAAGAUUCACGGGAUUUUAUUCGUGUUUGCAGCGAGUUCUUUUCUUGCUGGUCUUUUUGGGAUUUAUAUAUUGCCGGAGACACACGGCAAAAGCCUGGUGGAAGUGGAACAAGGUUUCGAGGGGAAAACUCAGGAAAUUGACCAAAAUAUUGUGGUACCACUAUCCUCUAUUAAUAGCUAAAUAAGUUCACUGUAUUUUGAUAUGAGGUGUGAAUAUUCCUAACUUAAAUAUAAGAGCACAUAUCUGCAUAACAAAACUAAUGACACUUAUGUUGUAUCUGAAGGGCGCCGAAAUUCCACGGAAAAAAGAGGUAGAGGUUAAGUCCCAACUUGGCAUUUCGAGUUAAUUGUGGUAGUACCCCAAUUACUUGUGGUAGAGGUGUCGUCAGAUAAGUUGACAUUUGAUUACUUUCAAUUUGCAGGCGCAGACAAAGAAUUUACGCCUAUGCACAAAGCGGCGUUCGCUACUAUCCACCUUGAAAACAUCCGUCUCAUGCUCGCAUCGUAAAAGAAGUACUUAUCAGUUAUGAUCCGCGACUUUUAUGUGGUUGUGAUUUAUUUGUGGCUAAAAAUUGAAGUGUUACUAGAUUUGAAGGUAUAAAAAAACCUAUCCAAACUUAUGUUCUCGCUUCUACAAGAAUCUGAUGUUUUCAUGUGGAUAGUAGUGAUGCGAAAACGCCCGCAAACCGAAAGUAAACAAAUGCCAACUUAUCCGACGACACCUCUAGUACCCUAAUAAAUUAGGUUAAUGAUCCAAGUGUUGCGGCACCACCCCAAUUUGAGUUGCGUUACAACCAAAAUAAAUUGUGAAUAUCCAUAUCAUCCAUGGGCGUCGCCCGAUUCCCUCUUUCCCAGAUCCGAUUCCCUCCCAAUAAAUUAUGUUUAAAAUAAAAACGGCAACGUCGCACAAUAUAUAGGUGGACCCCACCAGCGACACUAUCGCUGAUAACUUGCACGCAAGAUGAUGGACCUUUGGCC
Molecule: messenger RNA, 2287 nt
Organism: Bemisia tabaci
Lineage: Eukaryota; Metazoa; Arthropoda; Insecta; Hemiptera; Aleyrodidae
Source: RefSeq, a predicted model, not a curated record